UAAAGAUCAAUCCCACACAGAUGUCUUUAAACUAAAGGUAAUAUGUGAACAUCCCAACACAUACACAUUCACAUCAAAUGACUUACUCCAUCAACUAUUUAUUACGAAAAGGGCAGAGUGAAGGUAGCAGGACAUCUGUUACAUCAGCAAAUGAACCAUUGAGCACUAAGUGUGCUGUGAGGAACUUGCUUAAAACAUGGUGAAGUGAUGGUUUUGAAGCACUUUGAGAUAAUUUCUCAUUAUUCCCUAGAGGAGAGAAGGAGAAAGUAUCCAUGGAGACCAAAGAUGGAGCUGUAAAAUAGGAGGUCAUGUUGUUCUGUGAACAAACUAUACUCCUAUAUCUUAUUCUUCCUCAUGCACUAAUCGAGUCAUUGUUUAUCUGCUCCAUAAUUUGGCUUUUUCCAAGCAAAUCACAAUGCACUUAACUCCAGUAACAUAACAUGCAUGUUUACCAUUAAUUUCAGUUUUAGUUAAGUAUCUUGGUAUGGUACAAUGGCCCCUUUUAACACACUAAAUAUAAAGCAGGGUAAGAUUGAUCUUGAAGGAACAUUUGGAUUUGAUCACUCAAACUACCUACGCAGAUUAGCAGUGAUGCAUUUGGUCAUGUCACAUUUGUAGUGGAAAACUAAUGCAUCUAACACAAACGUCAUCCAAAGGGAAAUAAAGAUUAUUUUGUGACCCCACUGAUAGUCUUUAGUUUUUGUCAUGUUUUAAGCAUUAACUCACCUAAAUUUGGUCUUUUUUCUCAGACAACAGUGCUUCAUUUCUUACAUCUUAUGGCUUCUCAAGAAAUCUUGCUUUAAGAUUUUUUAGAUAACCAGUAAUGUAUAAUUCAAUUUCAUUAGAAAAAAAAAGUAAUUUAAAAACGACAAAACAGUGGAGGUUAUGUGAAACAGGUGCUCCAAAAAAGUUUGAGAAACCCUGUAAAGAAUGUGGGAGUAGAACAGGAGUAGAAAACAUUUAUCGUUCCACUCUUGUAUUUUUCCCGGUAGUUUGUGAUGAUUUAAUGUAAAGAGGCCACUCAGACAGACUGAAAAUGCUCAGUCCAAAUGAACUUCCUCCAGACUAACCAAAACAUCUGACGUAAGUUAAUUGAAUGUCAUCAGAGCAGACUAAAGUGAUUAAAUUGCAUGAUGUUUUUAAACAUCUCCCAAUGAUUGCUGCAGCUGCUUUAGAUUCCUGCCUCGUUCUGCACAGGCUCAGGUGUGUACUGGUCUCAUCGCAUAACAUAUUCUGCAGGUUUAAUAGUUUUCCACACAGCUGACCCCCGUGUCUCUUUGCAGAAAUCAGGACUAAAUACUGCACUCUUCAUCGGAGAUGAUCGAGCUGGCAGUGCUGACAGAAGCUCGCCGUUCCAGCAUUUUUCUGCUCAAGAACGAGUCCUCCAAAGUCAAUCAGCAAUCAGCUAUCUUCCCUCAGAUAGUCGACUAUGAGGAAAAACUGUGUCCAUGAUCCUAAAGGACUGCUGCUCAAUCUGAUGCUCUCUGCGCGCGGGAAAGCUCUUCCCGCCUCCAGCGCGCGCGUCGAUCUCUGGAGCGCUCGGCCCCGCCCCCCUCCGAACUACAUCAGCUGACCCGAACUUUUCUCACCCCAUCAGAAGACACGGAUCAACCUAUGCGAACUCUUCUACGCUGUCCAUUCAGGGUCCAUGCUGCUGUCCUGUCCUCUGCUGGGGGCCUCUAAACGGGCGCAUCACUGACUUCAUUUGGGUCCAAGCCUAGCUGCAGUUUGACAUCCCUCAGUUCAUGUUGGAGUGAGACUGAAUUCUGUCUGAAAUCUGUGAAGUGCUGAAGGAUGAUGCCCCGGACAGGCGGUGCUCUAGUUUUCCUCCUGCUGGCUGUGGUCAGAAGUGCAGUGUCCAGCAGAGAGCUGCAGUGCUCCAUGUGGCCUGUGGGGGCGCUGCAUCCAGUGCGGGCUCAACUGGAGCGCUUCGAGGCGGGACCAGGUUGUGCGGCCAGAGAGGGUGGAGCUAAAGAGACCCACGUGAUUUCUGUGGGCAAAGCCUCCAACAAACAGGUAACAGUAGUGUUAAGACCUCUGACCGUCUCUCUGCCCAUCAACCGGCCGGUGAUUCUGGUGCUGAGCUCCCGGCAUGCCGUGCAUUGGGUGUUGGAGAAUGAAGGACUGUCGCACAACAUCAACGUGCUGGUGCAGGUGUCUCUCAACUCCACAGCCGUCUCUUCGAGUUUGUCCAUCCGCGUGACACAGGUUCCCUCUCUGCCACGGCGUCCUCGGGUCCUUCUGCGCUGGGUCCUCCAGCGUCACGCCACCGUCUCGUCACUCACACACACUGUGCGCGCGAACCGUGUUUACCUCCGUCUGGGAGAGGAUGCAAGCAUGCCGAGCGAGUGCCGCCUGCAGUCUCCGUUUCUGUCCCAAAACUAUCUGGCCUCAGAGCUGCAGGAGCAGGAGAUUCACGGCUGUGUCCCGUCAGACCAGCCCACGGAGACGGAGGUCCACAUCAUUCGCCUCUGGUCCUCAGGAUCCGGUCUGUGCGGCUCUCUGCAGGUGGAGGUGUCUGUCUCUCUGCUGCCUCCAGUGGCUUGUUCAGCGUAUCACAGGAUUGUCCUGAUCCUCAGCAGUGCGGUUCCAGUCAACUGGGCUCUGGUGGCUCCAGAGGUCAAAGGCCACGUCAGGGUCUAUUCGUCUAACAGCGUGAGUCCGCCGUACCGAACUCAAUCCCCCAGCCUCAGCGUGACCAGCACCGUGACCUCUGACCUCCUCAGCACCCCCGACCUUCUAGAAUGGGCCAAUCAGAACGGCUUUCCCAAAGUGACCUCGUACACUGAGGCUGAUCUGGCCAAUCGCUUCGUCGUCAGGCUAAGAGCAGGAGGGUCAGACACAGACCUGAGGUCUUCAGACGGGGGGCAGGAUGUCAGCAGCGAGGCGCUCAGCUGUCACUGUGAGAGCGGAGCUCUUACUGUUACUGUGGACACACAGAUGCUACAGAUUUUUCCAGUGUCGGCAGUGACCCUGCGAGAUCACAACUGCCACGGUGAAUUUAAUGGAAGCCAUUUCCUGUUGCUUUUCCCGGUCAUUUCCUGUGGGACGGAGGGAGAAAUGGAUGAAGUGAACAGAAGAGUUCAUUACACAAAUACAGUGUUCCUGUGGAAACGGAAACCAUCCGAAGGUUUGAACAAUGAGACAGACGUGGAGGUGUCGGACGAGACCAGUCUGAUAGCCUUUCAUAUCAGCUGUGAAUCGUCUCUGGUCACUCCUGCGAGACCAACAGCCACGGCUCCGUCCUCCAGGCCUGAGGAGGCGCUGCGCUUCAGUCCCUGGGUCCCGAGAGGCCACGGCGCUCCGGUGCUGUCCAUGGAGCUGUUUGUCACCGAGGCCUACGAGAGGAGAGCCGUGGGGCCCUGCGUGAUCACCGCGUACGACCGCGUCUACGUGCAGAUCUCGGUGGGUUCUGGUGUUUCGGAGGCCGUGGAGGUCCAGUCGUGUCUGGUCUCUCCUCUCUCGGAUCCACACGCUCACAGCGGCUGGUCCAUCAUCAGAGACUCCUGUCCGUCUGACCCGUCCUUCAAACUGAGCCACAGAGAAGCCCAGGAAUCCACAGACGGCACAGGACACGAGGACGAUGAGGACGAUGAGGAAGAUGAGAAGACUGAAGGGAAAGACGACAGGAGACUGUCGCAGCCGCUCUCUCGCUGGAGACAGAUGGCGAGCCGCCCUGGAGAUGAGAGAGCCAGGCGAAAUAAUAAAGUGAAGAGACCCGACAGACUCGGCGUGAGGAGACCUGAAGAACGCAGACGGAGGAGACGGGAGGACGAACACGAGAGCGCACACACGCUGCAGUUCAGUUUCAUCCUGCGGCCCGUCUUUAAUAACUCCAUCCAGUUCCUGCACUGCCGUCUGCGUCUGUGUGCGUCAGCUGAGGGGCCCUCGAGGGCCACCCCUCGCAUCUGCACAGACGGCCCUCAGAUACCUGCUCUCACACACACCACUGCUUCUCAACAGUGUGAGUACAGGAAUCUCUCUCGGCCCGUGUUGGUCACGUAUUCUGCUGGGUUUUUGGCUCCCCCUGCUGGUAAACUUUCUCAAAAGCCUGCUGAGAUGUCGAAACAGACUCCUGCGCACAGCGAAACAUACGAGAGUCCAGUGUUAAUGGUGGUGUUCUCUGCGUUUGUUAUGGGUUUGUGUCUGAUGGGGGCGCUGUGGUGCAUUUACAGUCACACAGGGAGGCAUGAUAUGAGCCAGAGAGACGGUAUUAUAGAGACCACGCGACAGGACAGUGAAACCCGCCGACACUGAAGGAGCAAACGGGCGGUUUCCACGAGGUGGACUAAAGAUAUCCCUGAUAGCACACGUACAUCAAGGAGACGUCUGUCUGAUGUCUGUAUUUACAUCUGCCAGACGUAUUUUUAAAAAGCGUUUGCUCAUCUACUCGUCUAUGACAUUUCCUAUCAGAUGUCAAAUUGAUGUCUGUUAGAUGUCUUUAAGAUCUUACUGAUUUCGAAUGAAUGUUAAACUGAGAUCUUGCAAACGUCUGUCAGAUAUUUGCAGAUGCUUUCCAGAUCAAGUGAUCUUUAACAGAUGUACGUGUGCUAUCUGAGAAAUGACCAUCAUAUUUGACAGAAACGGUCAAACUUCAUGUGCUUUCUUUAAGGCUGAAUUUGUGUACCACUGUUCUGAGGUGCUUUUAACGUAUUUUACUGGCUGCUUUUGUUGUGCUGCUAAAUGUAACAGCGUAAAUUAUGUAAAACUAUUAUAGAUUUGUCCUUUAAUGUUCAUAAAUUUAUUUCAGUUUCAGUGCUUUAAUUUUUUUUGAAUUUACUGUGUAGUAAUCAUGUUUUAAAGUGUCAGUAUUUAAUAAAGUUAGCCCAGACAGGCUGAUGUGAAGGUUUGGAAAGGAUCUUUUAUUAUGUUGGGUGAAGUCAGUAAAAUACGGACAUCAGCUAAAAUGGGACAAACAAGCUCUUGGUGUUUUGCUCUUUAAAAAAAAUACUAAUAAUAAUGGGUGGUAUUGAAAAUUUGUAAUAAUAGUACUUAAUUUGAACUUCAACAUUUGAUUCGUCAAAACUAAAUCAUAUGGGCGUGGUUAACACUCAGAUGUUAAGUUACAUUAAGUGCCCCGUACAUAGUUUAAGCCUAUUCAAAGUGUUAAGGUUUAAUUUCUAAUACAAACAGUAAUUCAAUCUAUAAUAUAAUUUUGUAUUACAAUGUGAUCAUUAUAUUUUAUGCAGUGAUGUACAUGUUUCUUCAUUCUAUAUUUAAGUUUUGUUACUGUCCCAAUUUACCUGAACAUGUUAGAUAAAAUGAGACUGUAGCACUCAGCUAAAGUGUGACACCCUAUAAAUUAAAAGAUAAUACAUUGCUUAAUGUGAGAAAUUAUUUUGUUUUACAGAAAAUGUCUCAAACUGUAGGCUGAUUUUUUUUUAUAUUUUAUUAUUAAGUUUUUGUGAAUAAAAAGUGUCUUUAAACAAACACAUGCCUGCUCACACCCACUCUUACACACAACAUAAACACACAAAUAUGAAAGCAUGCCACACACACACACACACAACAUGCAAAUAUGAAAGCAUGUCAAACACACACACACAACAUGCAAAUAUAAAAGCAUGUCACAUACGAACACAAUAUGCAAAUAUGAAAGCAUGUGUCACACACACACACAACAUGAACACACCAAUAUGAAAGCAUGUAUUACACACACACUUAAGCACAGUUAAAUACAAACACACAAGCAAGCAUAGAAAUCAUGGCAUUUUUAUACUACACAGUAUAUUGUAUUUCUGCUGAAAUUAUUCAGUUAUUCUCAGUUGGAAUGUUUCAGUUGUUUAAAUUUGUACUUAUGUUCGACUAUUUUAAUAAUUCUUCAAAUUUAUGCUUCUGUUGAAAGGUUUUAACUCAAUAAACAUUCAGCUUUUAUGAGUUCACUAUCAAUAACACAAUCCACUGUAAGAAACUGUAUUUUGUAAGCACAGAUUAAAUACAAAUGUGUCCCAAUUUACCUGAAAAACCC
Molecule: messenger RNA, 5968 nt
Organism: Carassius gibelio (silver crucian carp)
Lineage: Eukaryota; Metazoa; Chordata; Actinopteri; Cypriniformes; Cyprinidae
Gene: engl
Product: endoglin, like
Exons: 20
Coding region: 1795-4257 (820 amino acids)
Source: RefSeq, a predicted model, not a curated record